AAGCUUUAAUAAAUGGUGAAAUGUGCAGUUUUACGAAGUUUUAAUAUAUUAUAGAACUUGUUUCAUGACAAGAUAGAUUCAUAAAAUUAUUAGGAUACCUAUACCUAAUUAGCUUAAUUUUCAACUAUAAGUAUAACCUCUAUGGCUGCUAGAAUUUUAAAAACUUUUUUAAGAGCUAGACCAUCUAUUAUUACUAUAAAACGAUUUGAAAGUAAUGAAAAAAAUGUAACUCUUUAUGAUCCGUUUGUGAAUAAACCACAGAAAGACAAGAAAACUUAUUUAGAAGCUAUUAAAAUAUUUGAAACUCGAGAUACAAGAAGAAGAGGUCAUGUUGAAUUUAUUUAUGCUGCUCUUGCCCGAAUGAAAGAAUUUGGUGUACAUAAAGAUCUAGAAGCUUACAAGGCACUGGUAGACGUAUUGCCUAAGGGAAGAUUUAUUCCGACAAAUAUAUUUCAAGCUGAAUUUAUGCAUUAUCCUAAACAACAACAAUGUGCAGUUGAUUUAUUAGAGCAGAUGGAAGAUAAUGGAGUGAUGCCUGAUAGUGAAAUGGAACAAAUGCUAUUGAACAUUUUUGGCCGUAGAGGUAUUCCUCUUAGAAAGUUUUGGAGGAUGAUGUACUGGAUGCCUAAGUUUAAGAAUCUGAGUCCAUGGUUAUUGCCUGAAAAAUUGCCUGAAGAUACUUUAGAAUUAGCAAAAAUGGCUAUUCAAAGAAUUACCUCGGUGGAUCCUGAAGUAAAACUUGAUGUCUGGCAGACAGAAGAAAUUGAAGCAUCUUUAGAUAAGACCUGGGUAGUCAGUGCACAAAGUGAAGUCCAGAAAGUCUUACUUGCUGAACAACCUUCAGAUAUAGCACUUGUUGUAAAGGGACCAUUCAGUGUAUAUAUGAAAGAUCAAGUUGUUACCUAUUUUACCCUCAUUGGUAAAACAAGACCUGAACCUAAAGAUGAUAAGGAUAUUGAUGAUGUUUCCGAUCUUCAAAAACCACUUGGCAUACCUGGUUUUAUAGGAAGUACAAAAAUACCUUCAGUAAAGUGCAGUGUGCAUGAACAAGAUGAUGGCACAAUAGUAGCAGUAUGUGCUACAGGCACCUCAUCAAGAGAUUCCCUUUUGUCAUGGAUAAGAUUAUUGGAGAAAUAUGGCAAUCCUCUUUUAUCCGAAAUACCUGUCAUAUUUACCCUUUCUGCACCAUCAUCUGAUAUUGCUGUUCAGGAAACUCAACCAGCUAAACAAGAAGAAACUACCAAAGUAAACACCUAGAAAAUUUGUUAGGUAGAACUAAAUAUUUGUUAAAAUACAUAUGACAAUGUAUGUGUAUUGUUAAUUUAUUAAUGACCAUGUUGAGCAUCUCAUUAACAUUGGAUAUUAUUAGAAAUGAUAAGACAAAAUAAAUAGAUAUUUAUAGAUAUAAUUGUAAUAUUUUCAGCCUUAUGUCAUUUGUUAACUAAGUAUAUGGGAUGUUUACACCUAUGACUUAAUUAAUUAAACUAGCAUAGUAAGUAAACAUUAUAAACAUAUUUUAUACACAACAGUUUUAGAGAACACACAUUCUUUUUGGUAAUAAACAUAAUCACAUUAUGUCCAUUCAUAAUCUUCGUCCACGUCAAAUGAAAUAGUCCCCCACUGUCAAGUGAUGUUGUGCCAGUCUGCUUGUGGUAGCAAAUAUGUCUCAUUAUCACUUCUUACAACAGUAACACCAGCACCAUAAUAAGGUACAACAUAAGCGGAACCAUCAGAUGGUCCUACCACCUGAAAAAAGUAUAUACAAACUAUUGUUAAUAGGUUUGUAGAGAGGGUAUGAAAAUUAUUUAUUAAUAUAUUUAAUCUUUAUUGCCAAACAGAUUGUGGUAACAUAUAAAAUUUCCUAUAUUGUACUUUACAUAUUAAGAUAAAAGGUGCCAAUUCUGUUUUAUCACUCUCUGGAUUAAUCUAAAGAAGUUUUUAUUUUAAUGUUAAAUCUUUCUAAUAUUUGUACUUCUACAUACUUAAUAUAACAAGUUAACUCUAAACUUAGUAAACAUUCUAAUCUCAUAAUUUAUUAGUUUUCACUUAAUAACUUGUUAUGCUAUUACACAACAACCAACAAAGUAAACAACCAUAAAACCAUACCUGUGCAGCGAUCAAUAUGAUGUCCAAUAGCUGGCCAAUGAACAUGAAUCCUAAAGUACACAACUUAGCUAGACCAAUACCUGGGUAACCCAGGUAAAACCUGUCCAAGCCAAACAUUCCCAAAAACACAGAUAGCAGCAAUGCAAUUUCCAGUGAGUA
This is a messenger RNA of Diatraea saccharalis (sugarcane borer), 2265 nucleotides long. NCBI's taxonomy places the organism in Eukaryota, Metazoa, Arthropoda, Insecta, Lepidoptera, Crambidae. The record is from the annotation of a GenBank genome assembly.